UAAUAAUAAUAAUAAUAGGACAGUAUACAAGAAAUAGAGAAAACUAUAUCCCAUUUUGAAACCACACAAUUUGCCAAAAUCGCUCUGAAAACAACAAAACUGAAAUUAAAAGAACUCAUUACAAAACUAAACCUAUUAACACCCAGAAAUAGACAAAAGAGAGGACUAAUAAACGCAUUGGGAUCAACAAUUAAAUUCAUAACCGGAAAUAUGGAUUACGAAGAUGCGGAAAAACUAAAUAGAGACAUUGAACGCCUAUUAAUGGAAAAUGAACGAAUAAACAAUACACUAAAUCAACAACUAAUUCUCAAUACUGACAUGAUAAAAAGGUUUGAAAACAUAACUAAUCAUAUAAACAAUGAGCAAGAUAUUAUAACAGCAUCCAUAAAAAAGAUGCAAGACCAAACCCGAAAUUCACUUAACCCUACAAUAAACACAAUAACACAAAUUCAACAUCUUAAUCAAAUAAACUAUAAUAUCGACAUACUCACACAACACUUAAACAAUAUCGCAGAGGCAAUUGUAUUAUCUAAAUUGAAUAUCAUUCCAAAAUUAAUAUUAGAUCCUAUAGAAAUAAUUCAAAUUCACAAAACACUAAAUAACACUAUAAAUAUACUCUCACCUGAACACAUAUUUGAACUUCUCGAAUUAACUGCAUACUAUAAUAACACUAAUAUAAUUUUUAACAUAAAAAUCCCAACACUAUCAAACUAUAAAUAUACAUUGUACCAUAUCAUACCAACACCAAUCAAUAAAACAUUAGAAAUUAUAAGCGAAGAAUAUGUAUUGAUCAAUGAGAAUAAUUCGAUAUUUUAUAAAGAUAAAUGUAAACAUAUAGAAAAUGAAUUUUAUUGUAAAAGUACUCAUGAAACGGAAUUUGAUAUGAACAAAGAUUGCAUUAGAAAUAUAAUAAAUAAGAACGAGACCGUUUCCUGUCAUUUACGAGAUAUAGGACAAAAAACUGAAAUUAUUCACCCAGAACCCAACUACAUUAUCCUCAUUAACCCUCCAAUACAACAAAUUAUUACGAUAUGUAACAAUAUUACCAAACAAUACACAAUUAAUAAAACUACUCUAAUUCAAUUUAUAAACUGUAAAGUGGCCAUCAAUAACAUAUGGUACAACAACGAAAACAACAUAUAUUGGGACAAUGGAAUCUUCAUUGAAAUACCACCCAAAUUCAACAAUAAAAUUACAGCCCUCUCAAACAAAAAUGAAAUAACACUUCCAAAACUAAAUGAAUAUAGAUUCCAAGAUAGAAAAAUAGUUGAAAACCUUCAAACAGAUACAGAAAUACAUGAAAAAAUUACAUAUUCAGCUUUCGGAUCAGUAUCAAUUCUUAUCAUAAUAUUAAUAAUUGCAAUAAUAAAAAGAAAACCAAUGACAAUAACUUAUUCAUUCGACCAGAAGAUUAAUGAAGUUCCGGCUACAAAUUUUGCAAAGCCCCUUUGGACAUCACUUCAUUUUAGGGAGGGAGGAGUUAUGGAAACCACCAAAUAAAACAACAGCUUAAUACACAUUUUAUACCUAAAGAAUUAUAACAACAAAAUUAAAUAAAUAAAUUCAA
Lucilia cuprina (Australian sheep blowfly) is the source of this 1567-nucleotide messenger RNA. RefSeq lists its product as uncharacterized. The transcript is spliced from 2 exons. The record is from RefSeq and is a predicted model, not a curated record. The coding region runs from base 211 to 1500 and encodes 429 amino acids. Lineage: Eukaryota; Metazoa; Arthropoda; Insecta; Diptera; Calliphoridae.